AGUGAGCUUGAGCCUUGGGGUGAGCGAGCGCAUGAAGGAAGAGAAAACGAAGGACGAGGAAGAAAAAGCCAGCCUCUUUCUGCGGACUGGAACCGGAAGUCAAAGGAUGCUAAUUACAACCCAAAGUCUGCUGUUGUUCGGAAACUUUUCAUGUCAUCAUGGAAACUUGGCAAAGUUUGUUGUGAAACUCUUUGCCAACUGUGGACGAGAUGGUGCCAGUAUGGGGGACAUGUCGACCCUGGGACGACGCAAUGACGCCCGCUCCCCGAUGUCGGCCGGCCACCUCAGCGCCUCCACAAUGUCCAUGCGGGCGAAAGCUCAACGCAAGAGACGAGCCAACGCACAGCAUAACAGCAACUUUCGAGCAGGUUACGUGCCGGUGGAUGAAGAGGUUUUGCACCGGACGGGUAUCAGGGGACGUAAGCGCUACUUCCUGUACUGUACUUUGAUCAUAUUAUUGAUAGUUGCUCUUCUCAAUGCCGCAGUCACAGUCUGGCUCAUCUACAUCCUGGGUAUGACUCACAACGGACUGACCACCAUCGAGCUGACCAGCAUGGAGGGCCGGGACUUCAUGCGGGUGUUGGCAGACGCCAGGAUCAUCUCUCUGUCCUUCAGUGACAACGCUUCUCUCGGAGCUCGCUACAACUCAAGCCUCAAAAUGACAGCCGAGGAUUCUAAGGCUCGAGUUAUGUCAGUUGGCGGUGGAAGAUCUAGCGUCACUUUGGAGGGCGGUAAUGUGACGGUCACCAGUGACGACUUCUCUGUGAGGACAGCGGAGGGCGAGGAGCCUCUGUCUCCUGACCUGCCCACACUGACCAACCUGGGAAUACUGACCAACCUGUUAGUGGACAAUGUGACGGCGACUGAGAUCACGUCCGUGGAGUACAUCAGCGACCUGUACCUCGAGUCGGCGCUGAACCAGGUAGAGGUCACAGGGUCGGAGGGCGUGGAGGUCAUCAGUGGUCAGGAGGUCGAUAUGAAAGGUUCGGAGAUAUUCCUGGAGUCUCAGACCAGCCUUAUCUUCGCUGCCGGCCGAGGGGUUUAUGUGGACCCCGCGAUGCCUCAGGUCACGACCUCUGACCCCAUUGACCCCAACUUGCUGACCUACAAAGUGUGCGUUUGCCAGUCUGGCUCUUUGUUUGCUGUUCCGGUCACUCGACCAGGAGUGUCUUGUGAUGUUGGACCCCAAAUCCAAACUUUGUGUGAAUAACAGUCUGUGUUGUUUUGUUUGUGUAUUUGUGUACGGUACCUAUUUUAUUGAUUGUUGUAAAUGUUCCUGUUUGGUCGGAAAUGUCUCUGACUUGUUGCAGCAAAUUUUUUUAAGGCGUUUUUGAAUCUUGAGAAUUCAUUUUAAAAAAACAUCGAUUUUUGGAAAGGAUAGAUAGGGCAUUGUCUUCUUACUUGUUCACUGUGUUGGAGUCACUGCUGUUGGAACAUGUCCAUCUCUGCUCUCCCCCCCCCUCUUCUGGAUCCAUCCCAGAGUCUGUCUGCUUAUAGUCUCCAUCAUAAUUUUCUUGCUUAUUUUACCUCUCACAUCAGGCGACCCUCAAAAUUUUGAUGGGGUAGUGAGCGCGUACUACGGCCUGAUGACUAAGGUCCCCGACGGUACUUUAACUUAAGCGAUAUUCCCCAACCUAAAUUAAAAUCAAAUUAUCUCCAAAAUUAUGAUUGGGCAUUAUUUUCAAAUACCUCGUAAGUUUUGCCCUCUGGUUUGUGUUUAACAGUAUCUGAGAGUGUCAGUCAUAUGGGUUGUGGUAUAUCACGUAUAGUACCAUUGGGGACCUUAGUCAUCAGGCCGUAGUAUGCACUCACUACUGCUGGCGACUUUAAUCGUUCACGCAACCAGGCACACUAAACAUAAUUAAACAACGAAUGGAUGCACUUCACCGAAGUAAAUGUCAAAGGCAGUCACUUUAUAUGAUAGCUGAAUGGUUGAUGAACCUCUCUGAAAUUUUAAAGUGUGUUUGUUGGGCUCCAGGGGUUUUUUUUGUUUUAAAAAAUUCUACCUUGAAUUCAGCGUUUUAAACUGGUGUGGUAAUUCAGGGUUUUUUACUAGGCUGUACAAAGAGGGUAAGUUAUUUGAAGGUUUUCCCAUGUUCCUUUAGGCAAUGAAUGCAGCUCUUUGUCCCGAAGCAAAAACCAACGGAUGAAAUGUUUGCUUGAUGGACCGAGUGUGUCCGAGUGGGUAGAGGGUUUAAUUACCCUAUAUAUGUCACAUCAAAUCAUGUUGUUCAACUGUGUCAGUGUUACCUUUUGGUGGCCCUUGGUGUCUCCAAAUACAAGUUCUUGACUGCUGUUAUUUUCUAUAAAGUUAUCAUUUUGUUUUGUCAAGGUAAGUAAUAUGGCAUGUCUAAAGUCUGUCUUAGGGCCUGUUGAGGUUGGCAGAGACUGGGUUAUCAUUUGCAUUGUCGAAAGUAGAACAGAUUUUUGGGCAGUUUGUAAUUUGAAAAUGUCUGUCUUUGGGUUCUGAACUAGUUAACACUCGGGUGAGCUUUGUUAGUUUUAGGGACUGGGAACAAAUGUUUUAGCCUUGAAACGUGUAGAUCAUCUGUUCUUCUGUAGAAAACUAACUGAUUUAAGGGGAUGUUUUCUUCCCAAGCUACCCCACACAUCUAAUUGCCUCUACUCCUCAAGACAACAAUUAGAACAAACAUGCAACUAUUACCGAAUGGCAUCAUGCAGAAGAGUUAACGCUCAGAUGCUACUGGAUCGCUAACAACAACAACAACAAACGUGUAGCUUAUUCAAUUAAUCCUGAUCACUCUCAAGAAAAGAGGGUUGGGUUGUCUUGGGUACGCAAUUUUUGAGUAUUUUCCGUUCUGUUUUGCUCUGAAUUGAGACAGGGUAUCUUUAGCUUUUAUGGAAAAUGUUUCUCCGGUUUUAAUAGCAAUCGCUGAAGUAAUUUAUAUGCAUGUAUGAUUUUGUACAAAUAAAAUUUCAUAUAUUUGAAUUUUU
Molecule: messenger RNA, 2955 nt
Organism: Aplysia californica (California sea hare)
Lineage: Eukaryota; Metazoa; Mollusca; Gastropoda; Aplysiida; Aplysiidae
Product: beta-sarcoglycan
Biological process (GO): muscle organ development
Cellular component (GO): sarcolemma; sarcoglycan complex
Source: RefSeq, a predicted model, not a curated record